Loxodonta africana (African savanna elephant) is the source of this 3472-nucleotide messenger RNA. RefSeq names its product zinc fingers and homeoboxes 3 (gene ZHX3). Gene Ontology annotation, molecular function: DNA-binding transcription factor activity, RNA polymerase II-specific; DNA binding. Bases 339 to 3275 code for a protein of 978 amino acids. Gene Ontology annotation, biological process: regulation of transcription by RNA polymerase II. The transcript is spliced from 5 exons. NCBI's taxonomy places the organism in Eukaryota, Metazoa, Chordata, Mammalia, Proboscidea, Elephantidae. The record is from RefSeq and is a predicted model, not a curated record. Gene Ontology annotation, cellular component: nucleus.
GCCGGCCGCCCGGCCGCCCGCCGGGAGGAAGGUCGGGAGCGCGGGGAGAGUGGCCCGGCCGCGGGCGCCCCCGCCGUCGCCGCUGCCAGGGCUGAACUGCAGCUGCAGAAGCAACAAGUGACCCUUUAAAGAUGCCUGGGAGGCUGAAUAAAGAGAAGAGGGAAACUGGAGAAAAUAAUGAAGUAAGGAAAAAGUUUAAUAGGGAAAAGCUGCUUUCUGCAAACAGCUGAAAAAGGAAAUGGUUUCUUUGGCCCUCAGGGCGCAACAGGAGCUGGGUCUGUGAAGCCUUUGCUGGGAAGAGCUCUCACGGCUGAGCACCAGAGUGAUCGUCCGUCGCCAUGGCCAGCAAGAGGAAAUCCACCACACCGUGCAUGAUCCCCGUGAAGACGGUGGCGCUGCAGGCUGCCAGCGCAGAGGCCCAGCCCACUGAGGCUUUGCCUGAAGGGUCCCAGCAGGAUCUGCUCCCCGAAGCGCCUGCUGCCAGCAGCGAGGCAGUCCAGAACAUCAGCAGCACUGACGGCGCUACGCUGGCCAACGGGCAUCGGAGCACAUUGGACGGGUACUCAUAUUCCUGUAAGUGUUGUGACUUCAGAUCCCAGGACAUGACCCAGUUCGUGGGACACAUGAACUCAGCGCACACAGACUUUAAUAAAGAACCGACGUUUGUAUGUACUGAAUGCAGUUUUCUGGCAAAAACCCCCGAAGGGCUUUCCCUGCACAACGCUAAGUGUCACUCAGGGGAAGCCAGCUUUGUGUGGAAUGUGGCCAAGCCAGACAAUCAUGUAGCUGUGGAGCAGAGCAUCCCCGAGAACAUCAGCACUCCUGACCUACCAGGGGAGCCCAGCACUGAAGGGACCGAUGGACAGGCUGAAAUCAUCAUUACCAAAACUCCAAUCAUGAAGAUAAUGAAAGGCAAAGCUGAAGCCAAAAAAAUUCAUACGCUUAAGGAAAACGUGCCUAAUCAGCCCAUUGGUGAGGCCUUACCAAACCCUUCAAAUGUGGAAACAGAAGUGAAAGAGGGAGACCACUCCAUCAAUGGGGCAGUUCCAGUUAGCCAGGCAUCUGGCAGCUCAGCAAAACCCCCUCAUGCAGCCAACGGGCCCCUGAUAGGAACAGUCCCAGUCUUGCCAGCUGGUAUAGCACAGCUCCUCUCCCUCCAGCAGCAGCCCCCAGAGCACAGCCAGCACCAUGCCCACCAGCCACUGCCCACAUCCAAGUCCCUGCCCAAAGUGAUGAUCCCCCUGAGCAGCAUUCCAACAUACAACGCGGCCAUGGACUCCAACAGCUUCCUGAAGAACUCUUUCCACAAGUUCCCCUACCCAACCAAAGCCGAGCUCUGCUAUUUGACUGUGGUGACCAAGUAUCCAGAAGAACAGCUCAAGAUCUGGUUCACAGCCCAAAGGUUGAAGCAGGGUAUCAGCUGGUCCCCUGAGGAGAUUGAGGAUGCCCGGAAAAAGAUGUUCAAUACAGUCAUUCAGUCUGUACCUCAGCCCACAAUCACCGUUUUAAAUACUCCCCUGGUGGCUAAUGCUGGCAACGUCCAACAUCUCAUCCAGGCUGCUCUACCAGGUCAAGUCGUGGGACAGCCAGAGGGCACAGCAGGGGGACUUCUUGUCACUCAGCCACUGAUGGCCAAUGGGUUGCAAGCACCAAGUUCAUCUCUCCCCCUGGCGGUUACGUCUGUCCCCAAGCAGCCCACCGUUGCACCUGUUAACACUGUGUGUUCAAAUACGUCGUCGGCUGUGAAGGUGGUGAACACAGCCCAGUCCCUCCUCACGGCGUGCCCCAGCAUAACUUCCCAAGCCUUCCUGGAUGCUAGCAUCUACAAAAAUAAGAAAUCUCAUGAACAGCUGUCAGCUCUGAAAGGUAGCUUCUGUCGGAAUCAGUUCCCGGGACAGAGCGAAGUGGAGCAUCUGACCAAAGUGACCGGCCUCAGCACGAGAGAGGUGCGGAAAUGGUUCAGUGAUCGGCGCUACCACUGCCGGAAUCUGAAGGGCUCCAGACCCAUGAUGCCCGGCGACCAAGGCGCCAUCAUCGUGGACUCUGCCCCAGAGGUGCCCUUCACCCCGCUGUCCAAAGCCCCCGAGGCAACCUGUGUCCCAACAGCGGCCACACUAGUGACCCACCCUUCUGCCAAACGGCAGUCCUGGCACCAGACCCCUGACUUCACACCAACCAAAUACAAGGAGAGAGCCCCUGAGCAGCUCAAAAUUCUGGAAAGCAGUUUUGCACAAAACCCCCUUCCUCUCGAUGAGGAACUGGACCGCCUGAGAAGUGAAACCAAAAUGACCAGAAGAGAAAUUGACAGCUGGUUUUCAGAGAGAAGAAAAAAGGUGAAUGCUGAGGAGACCAAGAAGGCUGAUGAGAACACCUCUCAGGAGGAAGAGGAGGCUGCUGAGGAUGAGGUUGGGGAGGAGGAUCUAGCUGGUGACCUGAGGGUCACCGGUGAAAACGGCUCCUUGGAAGUGCCGAGCGGCUACUCCCUGGCAGAGCGCAAAGUCAGCCCCAUCAAAAUCAACCUCAAGAACCUGCGGGUCACAGAGGCCAAUGGUAAGAGCGAGCUCCCAGUGCUGGGUGCCUGUGAGUCUGAGGAUGAUGGGGCGAGCAAGCUGGCAGAGCAGCCCCUAGGCAAGGUCAGCUACAGAAAGACAGCCCAGCAGCGGCACUUGCUUCGGCAGCUCUUUGUGCAGACCCAGUGGCCCAGCAACCAAGACUAUGACUCCAUCAUGGCCCAGACAGGUCUGCCGCGGUCGGAGGUGGUGCGUUGGUUCGGGGACAGCAGGUACGCCUUGAAGAAUGGCCAGCUCAAGUGGUACGAAGACUACAAGCGGGGCAACUUCCCGCCAGGGCUGCUGGUCAUUGCUCCUGGCAACCGGGAGCUGCUGCAGGACUAUUACAUGACACACAAGAUGCUGUGUGAGGAGGACCUGCAGAGCCUUUGUGACAAGACCCAGAUGAACUCGCAGCAGGUCAAACAGUGGUUUGCUGAGAAGAUGGGCGAGGAGACUCGGGCUGUGGCAGACACGGGCAGUGAGGACCAGGGUCCCAGCGCCAGCGAGCCUGCGGCAGUUCACAAAGGGAUGGGUGACACCUAUUCAGAGGUGUCCGAGAGCAGUGAGUCAUGGGAGCCGAGUGCCCCUGAGGCCAGCUCAGAGCCCUUUGACACCGCGAGUCCCCAGGCUGGACCUCAGCUGGGUGCUUUUUCACAUACCCUCCGACUGGGAAGUGGGAAGAGCGGCCGACCAGAAGACACUGCACAUGGAGAAAUAGACUGAAUUUGAACCGAUUACUGUGAAGGACUGGCCAGCCUGGGAUGCCGCCUGCCACACCCAAGGGCCAAACCUGACCCUGCUGCCUGAUGCCGUUCCCAUGCCUGGGUGCUGGGCAUCGAAGAGCUUGCCCAGUGGCCUCGCAGCCAGCCCAGAGCCCGCCACCACCACCAUCAGCUGCCACCACCGAGCAAGCGGGAAAC